Messenger RNA from Acanthisitta chloris (rifleman), 1423 nucleotides. Its product is annotated as serine/threonine-protein kinase DCLK2-like. The coding region runs from base 45 to 1313 and encodes 422 amino acids. Gene Ontology annotation, biological process: protein phosphorylation. Lineage: Eukaryota; Metazoa; Chordata; Aves; Passeriformes; Acanthisittidae. The transcript is spliced from 14 exons. Gene Ontology annotation, molecular function: protein kinase activity; ATP binding. The record is from RefSeq and is a predicted model, not a curated record.
AAACAGUCCAAGCUCUCUCUGCUUGCUUUGCAGAAUGUCGUGUUAUGAAGACCUCUUACUCACGAUCUUCUGGCAUGAGGCAAACUGCAGCCAAAAGUCCAGGACCUUCCCGUCGCAGCAAAUCACCUGCCUCAGUAAAGAGGAGUGGCCACUACUCCAGUGCUCAUUCUUCAGCAAAAUCCCCAGUUAAUGGAACCCCAAGCAGUCAAUUAUCCACCCCAAAAUCUACAAAGUCCUCCAGUUCUUCACCAACAAGCCCAGGCAGCUUUCGUGGACUCAAGAUCUCUCCACAUGGUGGAUCUUCCUCCAAUGUGAAUGGUGUGCCUGAAUCACUUCGUUGCCAGAGUCCUGAAGGCCUGAAUGGAAACAAGUGCUCAGGGUCAUCUACCAUUCUCGAGAAGUAUAAAGUGGGGAAGGUGAUUGGUGAUGGCAAUUUUGCUGUUGUAAAGGAGUGUGUGGAACGAUCCACGGGAAAGGAGUUUGCACUGAAGAUCAUAGACAAGGCUAAAUGCUGUGGGAAGGAACACCUGAUUGAAAACGAAGUGUCUAUUCUGCGGCGAGUGAAACAUCCAAAUAUCAUUAUGCUUAUAGAGGAAAUGGACACCCCAACAGAACUCUACCUGGUGAUGGAGCUGGUGAAGGGAGGAGAUCUGUUUGAUGCUAUCACUUCAUCUACAAAGUACACAGAGCGAGAUGGGAGUGCAAUGGUCUACAAUUUAGCCAGUGCCCUCAAAUACCUUCAUGGUCUCAACAUUGUGCACAGAGACAUCAAGCCAGAAAAUCUGCUGGUAUGUGAAUAUUCAGAUGGAACCAAGUCUUUGAAGCUUGGAGACUUUGGACUGGCGACUGUGGUUGAAGGACCUUUAUAUACUGUCUGUGGUACCCCCACGUAUGUGGCUCCAGAAAUCAUUGCAGAGACAGGGUAUGGCCUCAAGGUGGAUAUUUGGGCUGCAGGUGUGAUUACAUACAUCCUCCUCUGUGGGUUCCCACCUUUUCGCAGUGAAAACAACCUUCAGGAGGACCUCUUUGAUCAGAUCCUCGUUGGGAAGCUGGAAUUUCCUUCGCCCUACUGGGAUAACAUCACUGAUUCAGCAAAGGAGCUGAUUAGCCUCAUGUUACACGUGAAUGCUGAAGCCAGAUACACAGCAGCACAGAUCCUAAGCCAUCCCUGGGUGUCCGAUGAUGCUUCUCAGGAGAAUAAUAUGCAAGCUGAAGUAACAGGUAAACUGAAGCAGCACUUUAAUAACACCCUACCCAAGCAAAAUAACACAUCUGCUGGGGUUUCUGUCAUCAUGUUUGACUUGACAGUUUGAGAGGGACUUCAGAGCUUCAUUCUUUAUACUGUUGAGACUAUGGAUAAGCCUGAAGCUGAAAACUGGUAUAAAAUGCACUCUAUGUAAUAAGAGCAAUUUUAAUUCUAACU